This is a messenger RNA of Rhizophagus irregularis DAOM 181602=DAOM 197198, 843 nucleotides long. RefSeq lists its product as uncharacterized. Lineage: Eukaryota; Fungi; Glomeromycota; Glomeromycetes; Glomerales; Glomeraceae. The record is from RefSeq and is a predicted model, not a curated record. Gene Ontology annotation, molecular function: protein binding.
AUGUAUCAUUGGCUUGUAAAUAACCAAACUUGCUCAAAUUCUAUUUAUUUACUUGGAUAUUUUAAUUAUUAUGGUAUUGAAACUGACAUUAAUAAAUACAAUGCAUUUAAUAUAUAUCAAAAAGCAGCAGAGUUAGGAAAUAUUGUAGUUCAAUACGAUCUUGCUAAUAUGUAUAUAGAUGGGGAAGGUUCUGAUAAAGAUUAUGAAAAAGCUUUUGAAUUAUCCAAAAAAUUAACGGAAGGAAAUAAUACAUGUGGGAUAAAUUUGUUAGGAUAUUGUUAUGAAUGUAAUAUCGGAACUGAUGUUAAUGAACAAAAAGCAUUCGAAUUUUAUCAAAAUGCAGCAGAUUUAGGAAAUAUAUUUGGAAUGUAUAAUUUAGGACGUUGUUAUAAGAAUGGAUUUGGAACCAGUAUUAAUAAUGAAAAAGCAUUUGAAUUAUUUCAAAGAGCGGCAAAUUUUGAAUACAAUUCAGCUCAACAAAGUCUUGCCUGGAUGUUAGGAUAUUGUUAUGAAUUUGGAUUUGGAACGUAUAUUGAUGAAAAUAAAGCAUUCGAAUUAUAUCAAAAGGCAGCAGAUUUAGGAAAUAUAUUUGGAAUGUAUAAUCUAGGACGUUGUUAUAAGAAUGGAUUUGGAACCAGUAUUAAUAAUAAAAAGGCAUUUGAAUUAUUUCAAAGAGCGGCAAAUUUUGAAUGCAGUAAAGCUCAACAAAGUCUUGCCUGGAUGUAUGAAAAAGGAUAUGGUACUGAAAAAAGUGCGGAUCUAGCAAUUUAUUGGUAUAAAAAAUCUGCUGAACAAGGAAGCAUAUAUUCUAAAAGUAAAUUAAAGCAACUUUUUAAAGAAUGA